Messenger RNA from Euleptes europaea (tarantolino), 900 nucleotides. Its product is annotated as zinc finger protein 250-like. NCBI's taxonomy places the organism in Eukaryota, Metazoa, Chordata, Lepidosauria, Squamata, Sphaerodactylidae. Gene Ontology annotation, molecular function: RNA polymerase II cis-regulatory region sequence-specific DNA binding; DNA-binding transcription factor activity. The record is from RefSeq and is a predicted model, not a curated record. Gene Ontology annotation, biological process: regulation of transcription by RNA polymerase II. The transcript has 3 exons. Bases 1 to 900 code for a protein of 299 amino acids.
AUGCAGUACCCAACCUGUCCUUGGCACAAAGCCGAAGGUCACAUCCUCUCCCCUUGGUACUACACUGUUUCUAAAUUGGACAGUUUACCAAGCGAUGGGGAAGGGGUCCCAUCCCGCAGGCCUUUCCAGACAGACUUGGAACCAGAAACUGACACCAUCUCUGUUGCACAGAAAGCAGCCAAUGGCAGGUACCUGCUACCUAUUGAGGACCACCAACGAGAAGACCCAGCCAACCCGCCCCUCCUGCUGUUCUUCCCGGGUGGUUCGGUGGCCCCCAUUUGCAACGGCACCAUCGGCGAGAGCCAGCCCCUCUCCACCCUUCACAGCACCUGCGCCGGGAGCAGAGCCGGCGGGAACAACCCCUGCUCUCCCACCACAGCUGUCGAAAGGGCGAUGGACCGGCCCCACGCCUGCUUGGAGUGCGGGAAGACCUUCAGCCUCCUGCUCAGCCUGCAGGUCCACCAGAUGAACCACCAGAAGAAGAAGCGCUAUGAGUGCCCCUACUGCGGGUUCGCCUUUGGCUGCCCCUCGGAGCUUGUCCGCCACGAGAUGAUCCACACCAAAGAGAGGCCCUACAAAUGCCCCGUCUGCGGGAAGGGCUUUGUGCGGAAACAGCACCUCAUCCCCCACCUGCGGCUCCACACAGGCGAGAGGCCGUACCACUGCACGGAGUGCGGGAAGGACUUCAUCUGCAAGCACCACCUCCUGGAGCACCAGCGCACCCACACGGGGGAGCGGCCCUACGCCUGCGCCGAGUGCGGGAAGACCUUCCGGCGGAAGAAGUCGCUGAAGGACCACUUGCGCGUACACAGCCCGGAGCAGGGGCGGACGGACUCGGCCCAGGGCCUCCCAGACGAGCCCCAGAACAUCAUGGAACUUAGAGCCGAAAGCGCUCGGUAG